Zeugodacus cucurbitae (melon fly) is the source of this 1212-nucleotide messenger RNA. It is a transcript of the gene Rtca, whose product is annotated as RNA 3'-terminal phosphate cyclase. Gene Ontology annotation, cellular component: nucleus. NCBI's taxonomy places the organism in Eukaryota, Metazoa, Arthropoda, Insecta, Diptera, Tephritidae. The transcript has a single exon. Gene Ontology annotation, molecular function: RNA-3'-phosphate cyclase activity. Gene Ontology annotation, biological process: RNA processing. The record is from RefSeq and is a predicted model, not a curated record. The coding region runs from base 2 to 1159 and encodes 385 amino acids.
UAUGGUCAAGUUGUCAAAAUUAAAUUACAACAAAUUUGUAAACAUUGUGAAAGUCCUGGCCAGAUUUUCUAGUUGGUACAAAAUUAUGUCGGAAGCUCUUAUAAUUGAUGGUAGUUACUUGGAAGGUGGUGGGCAGAUUCUACGGAAUGCACUUAGUUUGAGCUGCAUUCUUCAACGGCCUAUCAAAGUUACGAACAUACGUGCCAAUCGUCCUAAACCCGGACUUUCCAAUCAGCAUUUGUUUGGCUUGAAUCUUUUGCAAAGCAUAACAGGUGCACGUGUUAAGGGCAAUCAUAUUAAUUCCACUGAGGUGGAGUUUUAUCCAGGUGACAUUAAGUCUGGGCGAUAUACUGUGGACACGCGCACAGCUGCGAGCGUUGCACUGGUGCUGCAAGCGGCAUUACCUGUGCUGAUAUUUGGGAGCAGUAACUCAGAAUUGGAUCUAAUAGGUGGCACAAAUGUGGGUAUGGCACCACAAGUGGACAGUAUGACGGAAGUUUUACGUCCAAAUCUGGAAUUGUUUGGUAUUUCAUUUGAUUUCGAUUUAUUCAAGCGUGGUUAUUAUCCUCGUGGAGGAGGGCAUUGUAAGGUGAUGGUGCCACCUGUACACAGUAUAAAAGCAGUGAAUUUAGUUCGUUUCGGUAUUGUAAGCGAAGUGUGUGGUUGGUGUUUUGUGGCAGGCCGACUACCGUUGCGUGUUGCACAGGAUAUGAAACAGGCUGCAGAACGAGAGUUGCAACAUGUUUGUCGAUCUCAACCACAGUUGGAGGCAUACAAAGAAAGUCCGGAAGUUGCCCGUGACAAUGGUUCAGGCAUGAUAUUAAAAGCCAUUACGACAGAAGGAUGUACCAUCGGCUCGUCAGCGUUGGGUGAACGACAAGUGGAUGGUCAUGCUUUGGGAAAAACUGCAGCUGAUGAAUUAGCGAAUUACUUGAAAAGUGAAAUUUGUGUAGACAGUCAUGUGCAGGAUCAAAUAAUAAUAUUUAUGGCACUGGCUCAUGGGAUAUCAAGAAUACUUACAACACCUCUUACUCAACACACGCGCACCGCCAUGCAUGUUGCAACUCUGAUGACUGGUGCUAAGUUUGAGGUUGAGGAAAUCAAUAACAGUGUUAUAUUAUCGUGCCAUGGCAUUGGCAAUGAAAACAAACAAAUGUAAAUUUAAUUUAAUUAUUUAUUGUGUUAAAAUAUUAAACCGAUACUUUACUUAAA